CAUCGUCUCUGAAAUCCUACCAAAUCAAAAGGCUCGGUUUCCUUUUAUUUUGCUAGCUGCUUCAUCGUCUUUGUUCGUGGAUUCGCAUUGGUCGGCGGGAGUUCUGCUCGGGCGAUGGCGGUGGCCCCCAAUGUUGAGACGAUCGCCGCGUCGCUGAGGAGCUGCUCGCUGGGGGAAGGCGGAGAAGGGGGGCGCUCGCCGCCGCUCCAGACUCAUCUCGCCGAGGCGAGCGACGAGAGCGGCGGCGGCGGCGGCGGCGGGAUCUCGGUGGAGCUCAACUCGGAGAUCGCCCUCCCAGUCCAGUGGGAGCAGUGCCUCGACUUGCGGACUGGAGAAAUUUACUACAUCAACUGGGAGAACGGAGACCGGACCACCGAGGAUCCUCGAAGCACUUCCGGCGGCUACAGCUCCAGCAACUACUACUAUGACGACGGCGACGACGGGGCCUCCGACGAGUACAGCUCUUCCAGAGGCGGCGGCGGCAGCGGCGGCGACGACAAGGAUGCUUCCGACGAGGAAGACACAGCCGAUUCCUCCAGCCUCUCCUCUGCAUCCCCGUCGCCAUCUUCCUCCGUCGAGGAUCCCAUCGGCGAAGACCACACGCUCGUCGCCGCCGGCUGCAAGGCCUGCUUCAUGUACUUCAUGGUCCCGAAGCGCGUCGACUCCUGCCCCAAGUGCGCCGGCGGCCUCCUCCACCUCGGCCGCAACGGCUAGCUAGUUCUGAAAAAAAAAAAAAAAACUUUCGAUCUUGUUCCACUACAAGCUAGCCAUUGGUUGUGGGGAAAGGUCAAAGAUUUAUGAUCAAGCUGGAUUCUUUUUGGUUCGGAUUGCGUUCUUGUUUCCUUAAUCGAUACUAGCUAGCUUCCAUGUGAAUCGCAUUGAGAUAGAUUCAAAGGUCGUGAUCGGUAUCUUGAUUUCACUCGAUCC
Molecule: messenger RNA, 927 nt
Organism: Zingiber officinale
Lineage: Eukaryota; Viridiplantae; Streptophyta; Magnoliopsida; Zingiberales; Zingiberaceae
Exons: 2
Coding region: 115-714 (199 amino acids)
Molecular function (GO): protein binding
Source: RefSeq, a predicted model, not a curated record